Molecule: messenger RNA, 6435 nt
Organism: Mobula hypostoma (lesser devil ray)
Lineage: Eukaryota; Metazoa; Chordata; Chondrichthyes; Myliobatiformes; Myliobatidae
Product: leucine-rich repeat-containing G-protein coupled receptor 5-like
Exons: 18
Coding region: 597-3101 (834 amino acids)
Biological process (GO): adenylate cyclase-activating G protein-coupled receptor signaling pathway; activation of adenylate cyclase activity; positive regulation of canonical Wnt signaling pathway
Cellular component (GO): plasma membrane
Molecular function (GO): protein-hormone receptor activity; protein binding; G protein-coupled peptide receptor activity
Source: RefSeq, a predicted model, not a curated record
CAAUGAAGCUGGUCAUUAUAUCCAGUAUGCUUCCCGCUGGUGUGAAGUUAAUCACAUGGGAAACUGUUCAGUCCUGAAGAAGGGUCUCGGCAUGAAAUGUCGACUGUUAACUCUUUUCCGUAGAUGCUGCCUGACCUGCUGGGUUCCUCCGGUAUUUUGUCUGUGUUGCUUUGGAUUUCCAGCACCUGCAGACUUCCUCGAGUUUGGGAACUGCUCACCUUUUCUUGCCUUUGCUUCAGAGCAAAGAUUACUUCAACUUCAGCCAUCGAACUGCAGUUUGCAGAUGACACUUGUAUAUGUUUCAAGGUCAAACCCUAAAUGAUUGUGGGCUUGUUUGUUAACGUGCAUGGGAGAAUACAAGAGCUGCCUGGAAGGAGUUUGUAAUCCUCCCUGUGACUGUGUGGGUUUUCUCUGGGUCCUCCCGCAGCCCACAGAUGUGCUGGUUGGUACGUUAAUUGGUCAUUGAAAAUUGGGAGUUUGCUGGGCAGUACAGAUCGAAGGGCCUAUUCUGCGUUGUAUCUCAGCAAACAACAAAUAUGAAAGGACCUGGAUGAGGAGACCAAGCUUAAUGUGGCUACAUUUAAUGAGAUCUCAGCAUGAACAAUAUUACCGAGCUGCCCAAGAGAGGCCUUAGCAAUGCCCACUUCCUUGAGGAGUUGCGUCUUGCAGGAAAUGACUUGACGAACAUCCCUAUGGGAGCAUUUGAUGGUCUUUACAAUCUUAAAGUCCUCAUGUUGCAGAAUAAUCAGCUAUGGACAGUUCCUGAAGAGGCACUACAGAAUUUGAGGAGUCUUCAGUCACUACGACUGGAUGCGAAUCAUAUCUCCGUUGUGCCACCAAACUGUUUCAAUGGGCUGGUUUCACUUAGACACCUCUGGCUGGAUGACAAUGCUUUGACAGAUAUUCCGGUUAAAGCCCUGAGCACUUUACCUUGCCUACAAGCCAUGACCUUGGCAUUGAACAGAAUUACUCAUAUCCCAGACUAUGCAUUUAGGAACCUUUCCAGUUUGGUAGUUCUGCAUCUGCACAACAAUCAGAUUCACUCCCUGGGAAAGAAAUGCUUUGAUGGUCUUCACAGCCUAGAAACAUUAGACCUGAACUAUAACAACCUGGAUGAAUUUCCUGUUGCCAUGAAGGUUUUGGCCAACCUCAAAGAAUUAGGGUUCCACAGCAACAACAUAGAGUCAAUCCCUGAAUAUGCAUUCUCCAAUAAUCCGUCACUUAUAACAAUCCACUUCUAUGACAACCCCAUUCAAUUUGUUGGAAGAUCCGCUUUCCAACAGCUACCUGAAUUACACAUACUCUCACUUAAUGGAGCCACAGAAAUAACUGAAUUUCCUGACCUUACUGGAACCAUCAAUUUGGAGAGUCUGACUCUGACAGGAGCACGAAUUAAGUCCAUUCCAAGCACUGCUUGUCAACAGUUACCGAAUCUUCAAGUCUUAGAUCUAUCCUAUAACUGGAUCGAUCAUCUACCGAGUCUCAAUGGCUGUGAAAAGCUUCAGAAACUUGACCUGCAUCACAACAAGCUUAAUGAAAUCCAGCAGGAUACUUUCCGACAACUCACCGCCCUGAAAUCACUUGACCUCAGCUGGAACAAGAUUGCACUUAUUCACCAAGAAGCAUUUAUUUCUUUACCGUCCUUAAUCAAACUUGACCUUACCUUCAACUUUCUGACAUCUCUUCCUCUGUCUGGGCUAAGUGGCUUGACACACCUGAAGCUAACAGGCAAUCAAGCUCUGCUAGACUUGCUGCCCAUAGACAGCCUCCAUAAUCUAAGGGUACUGGAAAUGCCAUAUGCUUAUCAAUGUUGUGCCUACAGACCUUGUGAAAGUUCCUACAAACUUGCAAAUCAACAGGAACAAGUAGAAGAUAACAGUAAUGAUGAAACUUACAAACGGGACGCUGGAAUGCUAUCUGGUCAAGAUGAUCAGGACCUAGAUGAUGCAUUCAUUGAACUUGAGGAGGUUCCAAAAGUCCAUUCUGUCCAAUGCACUCCAACUCCAGGACCCUUCAAGCCUUGUGAACAUCUGUUUGGCAGCUGGAUGAUACGACUUGGAGUUUGGACCGUUGUUUUACUCUCUCUGGCUGGUAAUUGCUUGGUCGCCACAACUGUUUUUGGAUCUCCAGCGUUUAUUUCCCCUCCCAAACUUCUAGUAGGGCUCCUGGCACUGGCAAACUCACUGAUGGGCGUCUACAGUGGUGUAUUGGCAAUUGUGGAUCUAUUAACAUUAGGCAAAUUCGCAAAAUAUGGAGCAUGGUGGGAAAAUGGAAUUGGCUGUCAGGUGGCAGGCUUUCUCUCCAUCUUUGCUUCUGAAUUGUCCAUUUUCCUGCUGACGGUUGCAACUGUUGAACGCAACCUAUCCACGAAAUGUGACACAAGACAAGGCAAAACCCUAGCUAGCAUCAAAUUGGCGGCAACGUUCUGUGUGAUUCUGGCUUGCAUUGUAGCAAUGCUGCCGCUGUUUCACAUUGGAGAUUACGGGAUCUCGCCACUUUGUUUUCCAUUACCCUUUGGGGAGCCCUCCACUUUAGGCUUUCUUGUGGCUUUAGUCUUGCUGAACUCUCUUUGCUUUCUUGUCAUGACGAUAACCUACACAAAGCUAUACUGCGGUUUGGAAAAGGGAGACGUGCACAGCUUCUGGGACUGUUCAAUGGUGAAACAUAUUGCCUGGCUGCUGUUCACUAACUGCAUCCUGUACUGCCCUGUGGCUUUCCUGUCAUUUUCUUCCUUGCUGAACCUCAUGAUUAUUAGUCCAGACGUAGUGAAGUCAAUACUUCUAGUGAUUCUUCCGUUGCCAGGAUGCCUGAAUCCCUUGCUCUACAUUCUUUUCAACCCACAUUUCAAGGACGAUUUUGGACUCUUGAGGAAGAAUCAGCGAUUAUGGAAGAAUUCAAAGCAGAGAAGUUUGGCUUCUUUAAGCUCAGAAGAUGCUGAGAAGCAGUCCUGUGAUUCUACUCAAGAACUAGUUAUACGCUCAGGCAGUUAUGCAGCCUCUGGCAUGUCCUGUCACUCAGCAAACAACAGUUCAGUGCAGACAUCUUACCAGAUGAUGGAGACCUGCCAACACCCAUCAGUAACAUUUGCUCACUGCCACUAGAGGGAAGCACUGAGAAGAUCAUUCUUGCCUCAUGAAAUUGCUGUAGAUAGUUGUCUGUGUGUGUUUUUUUUUUAAGAUGCAUUAUUAUGCCUGCUGCUUUCUGGCAAAGACAUUCAAUGUGCAGAAGAAACAGAUUAUGAUCUGAAACAGGAUGGGAGAUCCAAGAAACGAUUUUGUUCAUUCUGUGAGGUUCCCCAAUGGGCAUGUUUGCAUACCAAUUACUGCAGUAACUUUAUCAUGAAAACAUGAUUGUUCUACAUGAAAUUCAUGUUCACCAAUUAAAUAUUUGACAACUUCCACAUUGGUUUGGUGGAUUCAAAGCUUGGGGUGGUACAAUACUGUAAUAGUUAGCACAACACUUUACAGUACAGGCAACCCAGGUUCAAUACCCACUUCUGCCUAUAAGGAGUUUGUACAUUCUCCCAGUGACCACGUGGAUUUCCUCUGGGUGUUCCAAUUUCCUCCCAUAGUUCAAAGUUGUACCAGUUGGUAGAUUGACUGGUGAUUGUAAAUCAUCUGGUGAUUAGGCUGGGAUUAAAACAGGGGAUUUGCACUGCAUGGCUCAAAGGGCCAAAAAGGUCUCAGUAAAGAAAUAAUAAAUAAAACUGAUUAAUUAGCUGCUAACUUUCUCCAUUCAGCCUCACAGAUGAGAGGCAUAAAAAGACUUCAAUAUAGGUGAUACUAUUUCAAAGGAAAGAAGUACUUUAUCUUGUAAUUGCCACCAAAUGCUGCAUUCUUUGGGUUCAAGGCUUUAAAUGCAAAUCCUAUUUUCUAUUUGUGAUACAUUUCUUGUAACAGGUGUACUUCUAUGUCAUAGUUUCUGAGGUGUAAAAUCCCCUUUUAAACAAUUUCACCUUAUACAAAAGUAGUUGUUAACAGUAAGACUUUUCCCAUUAGGACACACAAGUAACAGCUCGGUGGUCCUUCCGAGAUGCAUAUAUGAGAGGAGGGACAGGUAAACGCACAAUUUCAUCUGCAACUCAUAAUGAGUGUUAUGUUUGAUGGCUAUUUUCUCUUUCCCACAUCAUCCAUUUUGUGCAGAAAUAGCUGAAGGGGGCAAUGAAAAAUCACCUUGGCUAACCAACAUUAAACAAAUAAUGUACAUUUGACAAAAAGGAUGCUAAGAACAACUCAGCAUGUCAGGUUGCAUCCUUGGAAAGAGAGAGGAACAGUGAAUACUUCAGGGAUCAAUGCCCUUUCAUCAAGACGAUACAUAUGUCCUCCUAUAGAACACCAACAUAAAUAUUUAGUUUGCUUGAUCUCAGUGGAAUUGAAUGUAGAGAGUGCAGUUCAGUCAAUGUCUAAUACUUUAACACCUAUUAGAACAAACAGAACCCCACUCAUCGCCUUUGCCUUAAAGCUCAUUAACUUUUGGGUGCCACUAGGUGAAGCAGUCAGUUGAAUCAAAACAUCUAAUAACAAGGUAUAUGAAAAUAUUAAGGCCAGAAAUUCUGCAGAUGCUGGAAAUCCAAAACAAUUCACACAAAGUGCUGGAGGAACUCAGCAGGUCAGGCAGCAUCAAUGUCUAUUCAGGAUUGGAAAGGAAAUGGGAGGAUGCCAGAAUAAAAAGGUGUGGUGUGGGGAGGGGGCUGGGGUGGAGAAGGAGGCGAGCUGGAAGGUGAUAGGUGAAACCAGGUGGGUGGGAAAGGUCAAGGGCUGGAGAGGAAGGAAUCUGAUAGGAGAGGAGAAUGGACCAUAGGAGGAGGGGACCCAGGGAAAAGUAAUAGGCAAGUGAGAACAUUAAAAAUAUUUGAUUACACAAUCUUAAUUGGUCAUAACGCCAAAACUUCCUUCAGUGAUCCAAUGGGACAGAGCGCAUAAUUCCAGACUUUAAAACACUAUAGCAUGUUAUCAUUUAACAUUGUACAUUUAAUUCUCAUUACUUUAUUAAAAAUAUAGCUGUGCUUUUGUUUCCAGCAUUACAAUUCUAUGAUAAAAAUCUUCCUGGCUUAAGUUAACUGUGGCAUAGCAGCUGGUGUUUGUAUUGUGUAAUUCCAGCAUCCUGAGUUCAAAUUCGGACCUUUUUAAAUUUGAUACAUUCUCCAUGGGUUUAACAUGGAUUUUCUCUGGGUGCUCCAGUUUCUUCCCUUAUUGCAAAGACAUGCUUGUGGGUUAAUUGGCUACAUUCAAUUACUCCUUUCUGUAGAAUAGUGGGAGGAGAAUUGGGUGGAGUUGGUAGGCAUGUGAGAGGGGGAAGGUAAGUGGGGAAAAGGGGAACAAUGGGAUUGCUCUGAGAGCCAGCAUAGAUUUGACAGCCUGAGUGGCCUCCUAUUAUGUAAGGCAAUCUCAAUAGAUCACAUAUUUAUUCAUGUGUUAACUUAAGUCUGUGUAUUUUUAUGCAAUUCACUUUGGUGAUAACUGCAUCUUUGGGUGAAGAAAACUAAAAUAGUAAGUAGUUUAGCAACAGUUUUCAGGAAAGAAUUUGAAUAACAUUACACCCAAUUAAAAAUGCACGUUUCUUCCAGACUUGCAGUAUAUCUUUGCAUAAUACAACAAAAGAGAAAAACAAUAAAUAUUCAAAAGCAAUUGUAAUUUUUUAAAUCCAGAUGUCUAUAAAAUAUAUGUACAUUUAUGAUAAUAAGAAUGUAUUUAUUUCUGUUAUAAGGACAAUUAACAAUUUUGUAUCCAGUAUGAUCUCAUAUAACCUUUGUCAUGAAGAACUGAAUCAUAAAUUAGGCCUCUAUUGAUAAGUGUUACAUUCUUUGUGCAUUUUAAAAAUCUUGAAUGAAGAAGGAAUAUAUUACCAUGUAUUCAUUUUUGGGUUGUAUAUAAUGUAUGUAAACAUCUAGCUGUAGAUAGUUUGGCUACUUCAGAGUGGAAAUAAGGAAACAAAAAUAAAUACAAUAAACAACAUCUUAUUUCUAUUGUCCAUACGAUAUUUUUUUUAACACCCCUUAUGCACUGGGAUUUAGGGUAGCAUUGAAAGUGCUCCAUCUCUGUCUGUCCAUACUGUCGCACACCAAUGUAGAAUGAUUCUUCAUUGCUGUUUCUGUAACAGUUUUGAUUUACCAAUCAGGUAUAUUAGCCCUGAGCUGAACCCCUGAACCCGGAGGACUGGUGGAUCACUCUUCUCUGGCUUCUGCCAUUUGACCUGUUCGGCACGGAUGACCCUACCAAGAGCCAAAGCAUAAAACCCUGACUCCAGCCAACAUAGUUCUCUGGAUACUGAGGCAUGCAGGCCUCCAAACCACAACAAGGUUAUGAUUAUCUUGCAAGUCAUAAGCUGUGCUGUCAUGAAACUUCCUUGUUAGCUACUAUAACAGUGAAAUGGGAAGUAGCCCCAGUUACAAUGAAGAUAGAAAAGAUCGAAACUGUUUGCUUUAGGCAGAAACUU